CAGUUUUGCCGGUUCGCCGAUUCGCGAAUGUCUUUGACUUUUGCUAGUUUUGCUUUUUUUGAUGCUGUAGGGAAUUGAAGAGUAAUAUUAGGAUGUUAGCGCCGAUAAAACAUGUAUUAGCUAAAAAGAAUAUAAUUUUGGCAAGUGGUUCACCAAGAAGAAGGGAGUUGUUGAAAUCUAUUGGUCUAGACGCAACAGCGUGUGCUUCUUCGUUUGAGGAAAACCUCAAUGUUUCUGAUUUUAAGGAAUUCGGCGAGUAUGUGGUAGCAACGGCUUUAGGAAAGGCUGACGAAGUGUAUGAAAGGUUGCAAACAGAAACAAAUGAAGACAUUGACAAUUUAGUGGUCAUAGCAGCUGAUACAAUGGUGACGCUGGGCGACCAAAUUUACGGUAAACCAAAAGAUGCUGCAGAUGCAGUGCAUAUGUUGACGAAUUUAUCUGGCAAAUGCAACCGCGUCUAUACUGGUGUAGUUAUAAGGCACAAACAAGGUGCGCAUAAAUUUACGGACACUGCUGAUGUUUACUUUGGCAAUUUGACCAAGCAACAGAUACAAGCUUAUGUAGACAGUGGUGAUCCGUUAGAUAAAGCAGGUGCUUACGGUAUAAGUGGACCAGGUGGUGCAAUGAUUUCGAGAAUAGAUGGUGAUUUUUACUGCGUUAUGGGCUUACCUAUACAUCGUCUUUGCGUGGCGCUAUGUGACAUUUUCGCUGACGAGGCUAUUAACUUAGAUUCACCAGAAUAAUUAUUCAUUAACUUUACUUGUG
Teleopsis dalmanni is the source of this 765-nucleotide messenger RNA. RefSeq names its product dTTP/UTP pyrophosphatase. The transcript has 4 exons. Gene Ontology annotation, molecular function: nucleoside triphosphate diphosphatase activity. NCBI's taxonomy places the organism in Eukaryota, Metazoa, Arthropoda, Insecta, Diptera, Diopsidae. The record is from RefSeq and is a predicted model, not a curated record. The coding region runs from base 93 to 743 and encodes 216 amino acids.